Molecule: messenger RNA, 694 nt
Organism: Solanum lycopersicum (tomato)
Lineage: Eukaryota; Viridiplantae; Streptophyta; Magnoliopsida; Solanales; Solanaceae
Gene: Asr2
Product: abscicic acid stress ripening 2
Source: RefSeq, marked validated
CACCUAAUAUAGAAAUCCCCAUCACAACAUUUUCUCAUCACUCACGCUGGCUAAUAUUUUUGGACAUUGUCUAUACAACUAUAAAUAAUGGACAUUUUGGAGAAGAAAAUAUCUGUGAAUUGACAUUAAUUUAAGAGAAGCAAUACAAUAUGGCUGAAGAGAAACACCAACACCAUCACCAUUUGUUCCACCACAAGAACAAGGAGGAUGAGGGUGGACCAGUUGAUUAUGAAAAAGAAGUGAAGCACCACAGCCAUCUCGAGAAGAUUGGUGAACUUGGUGCUGUUGCUGCUGGUGCUUUGGCCUUACAUGAGAAACACAAGGCAAAGAAGGACCCAGAGCAUGCACACAAGCACAAGAUAGAGGAAGAGAUUGCAGCUGUUGCUGCAGUUGGGGCAGGUGGAUUUGCAUUCCAUGAACAUCAUCAGAAAAAAGAUGCCAAGAAAGAAAAAAAGGAAGUUGAGGGUGGACACCACCACCACCACCACUACUAAUCAAAUUUAACUUUUUUAGGCACCUAUGGACUCUAUGUUUUGUCUAAUAUAAAUAAAUAAAAGAUACUACUAUAUAUGUGUUUUGUAUCCAAUAUUAAUCUCUCUCUAGAUUGUAUGAUUUGGUGUUUCUAUGUUAAUCUCACUAUGUAAUACUUUGAGCCCGUUUGGAUGGGCUUAAUAAAAGCAGCUUUAAAAAAGUA